Messenger RNA from Populus euphratica (Euphrates poplar), 920 nucleotides. RefSeq names its product probable receptor-like protein kinase At2g23200. Gene Ontology annotation, biological process: protein autophosphorylation. Gene Ontology annotation, cellular component: plasmodesma; plasma membrane. Gene Ontology annotation, molecular function: transmembrane receptor protein tyrosine kinase activity; ATP binding. The record is from RefSeq and is a predicted model, not a curated record. The transcript has a single exon. Lineage: Eukaryota; Viridiplantae; Streptophyta; Magnoliopsida; Malpighiales; Salicaceae.
UGGUCCUUUCAGAGAUUCAACAUCGGCAUCUUGUUUCCUUGGUUGGCUACUGCGAUGAAGGAUCGGAGAUGAUAUUGGUUUUUGAAUUCAUGGAAAAAGGGACUUUGAGAGACCACUUAUAUAAUAGGAAGGAGUGCUUACGGAAUCCAUCUGAAAAAACUGAAUUGACUUUGAAACAAAGGCUUGAAAUCUGUAUUGGCUUGGCAAAAGGUGUCCAUUACCUGCACACUGGUCCAGAUGGAGGAAUAUUUCACCGUGAUGUUAAGUCAACAAACAUCUUACUUGAUGAACAUUAUGUGGCCAAAGUAGCUGAUUUUGGUUUUUCCCAAUCAGGAAUGCCUGAUCCGGACAAUAUAAGCAUGGGUUUAAAAGGUAGUUUUGGUUAUCUUGACCCUGAAUAUUUCAAAACUUUUCAGUUAACCAACAAGUCAGAUGUGUACUCUUUUGGUGUGGUCUUUCUUGAAGUGCUUUAUGCUCGACCCCCGAUUGUAAACUCACAGUGGAGGGAGGAAGCAAACUUAGCUGAAUGGGGGAUGUUUUGGCUAAAGGAAGGGCAGCUUGAAAAAAUUAUUGAUCCUUUAUUGGUAGGUCACAUCAACCCUAAUUCGCUAAGAAAAUUUAGUGAAAUAGUUGAGAAGUGUUUGAAGCCAGAAGGAGCAGACAUGCCUAAUAUGAUUGAUGUGUGUUGGGAUUUAGAAUAUGCAAUGCAACUUUAGCAGACUGUAGUGCAUAGAGAGGCACAUGAGGACAACACCAGAACAGGUGUUUCAUCAUAUUCAGCACUCCCAGUUAUGCAGAACCUGAGUUCUAAUUCGUUCCCAAUUGAUGAUUACUCAGAUACAAUGUAUCUCAACUAAGAAUUAAUGAUUCCAGAUGAUCCCCACGUGUUAGGAAUGAGCUCUAAGGGCCUCCUUUUAUCA